GCCAAGCUCUCAAUCCAGCAUCGAGGAAGGAGUGCCCAGAUGAGGCGGGAAAUGGGAAUGGAAGGCCAAUUUCGAGGACAUGGAGGUCGGUUAUCAAGCUUGCCAAAUCCUCAUCUACUCCCUCAGCUCUAUUCAGCAAUUACCUUACCUACCUACUUGACCGACCUAACCUACAUCACCUGCCUACUACACUGUAUAGUUACACCCCGUCUCGCAAAUAGUUCACCCCUCCCCUAUCCAUCCACCAGCAUCUUAUCCGGAGCUCCCCCGUAAACCCCGACCUCGCCGUGACCACCUAGAAGCUCCGGCAACACAUAUCAUGUCGCCCCUUCGCCUGAAGAUAGAGGACGGCAAGUUUCGUGACGGUCAUGGUCGCCAGGUGGUGCUGCGAGGCAUCAAUGUCGCUGGAGAAGCCAAGCACCCAAGCCAGCCAAAUCAGCCGUCGCAUGUGGCCAAGGACUUCUUCGACGGUGACAAUGUUAAUUUCCACAACAGGCCGUUCGCGAAGGAGGACGCGAACAUUCAUUUCUCACGAUUGAAACGAUACGGCUAUAAUAGCAUCCGGUAUGUCUUCACUUGGGAGGCAAUCGAGGCUGCCGGUCCCGGCGUCUACGACGAGGAAUGGAUCCAGCAUACGAUCGAGAUCCUCCGGAUGGCCAGGGGCUACGGCUUCUACGUUUUCAUGGACCCCCACCAAGAUGUCUGGUCUCGGUUCUGUGGUGGUUCUGGCGCCCCGAUGUGGACCCUCUACGCCUGUGGCCUCAACCCGCAGAGCUUUGCAGCGACCGAAGCCGCCAUUGUGCACAACACCUACCCCGAUCCAGCCAAAUUCCCCAAGAUGAUCUGGUCGACGAACUACUAUCGGCUCGCAGCCGCAACUGUCUUCACCCUCUUCUUCGCCGGCAAGGACUUCGCUCCCAAGUGCAUAAUUGACGGCGUCAAUAUCCAAGACUAUUUACAGGGGCAUUUCAUCCGAGCCUGUGCCCAUCUGGCGAGGCGCAUACACGAAGCUGGUGACAUUGAGAACGACAUCGUGUUCGGGUGGGAGAGCCUAAACGAGCCCAACAAGGGGAUGAUUGGCUAUGAGGACAUCAGCGUCAUCCCAAAGGAGCAAGCUCUGAAAAAGGGUACGUCUCCGACCAUCUGGCAAACCCUCCUUACGGGCUCUGGAAGAGCAGUCGAGGUCGACACCUGGGACAUGGGCGGCCUUGGACCGUACAAGACGGGGAGGGCCUUGAUCGAUCCUCACGGCGAGAUUGCUUGGCUACCCGUCGAUUACGAUGAGUCGCGAUAUGGGUUUAAGCGAGAUGCGGGAUGGAGGCUAGGGGAAUGCAUCUGGGCGCAGCAUGGCGUGUGGGAUCCUUCCAACGACACUCUGCUGCGGAAAGACUACUUUGCCAAGCAUCCCCAGACGGGCGAGACCAUUGACUACCCUUACUUCACAAACCACUAUCUCAUGGACUUGUAUCGAAAGCAGCGCGAUGCGGUCCGGUCCUAUCACAAAGACGCAAUAAUGCUGCUCCAAGGGCCCACCUUGGAGCUUCCGCCCAAGAUCAAGGGAACCGCAGACGACGAGACGAACCUGGUCUACGCUCCGCAUUGGUACGACGGGAUUACGCUGAUGACCAAAAAGUGGAACCGGACGUGGAACGUUGACGUUCUUGGAGUCCUUCGCGGGCGAUACUACCAUCCCGCGUUCGCGAUUAAGCUGGGCGAGACGGCUAUUCGGAACUGCUUUAGAGAUCAGCAUGCUGCCAUGAGACAAGAGGGGCUCGAUUAUAUGGGUAACCAUCCGUGCGUCAUGACCGAGUUCGGCAUCCCUUACGAUAUGGACGAUAAGCAUGCGUACAAGACGGGCGACUUCUCCAGCCAGUCGGCGGCGAUGGAUGCGAACCAUUACGCAGUCGAAUCCUCAGGAUUAGAGGGGUACUCCCUGUGGUUGUAUAUGGCAACGAACGACCACGAGCAUGGCGACCAGUGGAACGGGGAGGACUUGUCCAUCGUCUCGGUAGACGACAAGCCUCUCCCCGUCUCGCCCCUGCCACCGACACCCGACCCCAACCAGUCAACUGCCAGUCUCAUGAAACCUGCAUCGCCGUCUGCCAAGAAGGGAGCCGACGAGGAUGGCACUGUAACACCAGCCAAUCUCAGGAAGACACUGACAAAUCCGUCCAUCUCCUCCGAACAGUUGCGCCCUUCCCCAGAAAUAACCAACGCGCCGGGCUAUCGCGCGGCGGAGGCCUAUGUCCGACCCGCCCCCGAAGUAGUUGCAGGCACUAUAACGAACUACGUCUUCGACCUCCGGCAGUGCCAGUUCUCGCUGACCCUCCAAGCCCCCAAGGUUGCCGAGGAGGACAAGCCGACGGUUGUGUUCUUGCCGGAAUACCACUUCCCCAAGGACGGCUGCACGGUGGAGGUCAGCUCGGGCAAGUGGGAGAUCAGUAGCGAUGACGAGGAGGUCGCGCUCAUCCAGCGUCUCAGGUGGUGGCACGGGGACGGGGAACAGAAGCUGACGAUCAACGGGCUUGUGAGGAGGCACAACUUCGUCGAGGGGGUCAGCGAUGACGAUGCCGGCUACUAUGAGCAGUGCAAUCAGGGGGCGGCUAGCAAUUGCACGGUCAUGUGAGGACGGGUUGACGAGAAGUGGAGAGCGUGGGUGGUCCUUAUCUUCCGCAUCUUUGAGGGUUGGGCUAGAAGCCCGAUACUGGGAUAUGGAUACUGGUCGCAUUUUCAAGGAGUUCGGUGCCAUGGCUAGUUUAUAUUUUCUUGAGAUAGCGUCGAGGUAUUUCAUCUUUGUCUUCGUCUUCGUCCCAGUCGUCGUCUUCGCAUAUAUACAAAUAUUCAAUCACAAAUGCAUCAGGA
Messenger RNA from Phialemonium atrogriseum, 2862 nucleotides. Its product is annotated as glycoside hydrolase. The record is from RefSeq and is a predicted model, not a curated record. Gene Ontology annotation, molecular function: steryl-beta-glucosidase activity. Lineage: Eukaryota; Fungi; Ascomycota; Sordariomycetes; Cephalothecales; Cephalothecaceae. Gene Ontology annotation, biological process: ergosteryl 3-beta-D-glucoside catabolic process. Bases 320 to 2626 code for a protein of 768 amino acids. The transcript has 3 exons.